AUGGCCGGGCUGUCCAGGGCGCUGUGUCGCCAGGCGAAUGUGAGCAUAGCAUUGCGGACAUGCACCUCGCGGCUACGUCUCCGGCCAGCGCUGCAGUCGAUCAGAUGCAAUUCUUCUGCAUCUCCGAAUGAAGUCGUUGUCGAGGGACGGACAUACAAAACCGAUGAGUGGAUGAACACGCCUGCCUCGAUACUUGACGCCAUCCCGCGGCGACUCCACGUCCAGCCCGACCACCCACUCACCAUUACCCGCAAACUGAUCGAGUCCCGCUUUCCCGGCUACAAAACACACAACGAGCUCUUCCCCGUUGUCACCACAGCCCAGAACUUCGACUCUCUAGGUUUCCCUGCGGACCACGUGGGACGCAACAGAACAGACACGUACUACCUGAACAAGCACACGGUGCUGCGCACCCACACCUCCGCGCACCAAGCCGACACCUUCCGCGCAAACGAGUCCGAGGGCUACCUGAUUAGCGCAGACGUCUACCGCCGCGAUGCCGUCGACCGCUCCCACUACCCCGUGUUCCACCAGAUGGAGGGCGCUCGCACGUGGGACCGUGCCGCCGCCUCAGCGUCCGGAAAGUCGCUGGCGGAAACCAUCUGGGCCGACGUCGACAAGAUCCCCAAGCACGACGUUGUCGUCGAGGACCCCAAUCCCACCAUCCACCCGGACCGCAACCCCCUCCAGGCCACGCACAGCGCGGACGAGGUCGAGGCUAUCGCAGCGCAUCUGAAGCGCAGUCUGGAAGACAUGGUGAUUACCAUUUUCAACGCUGCCCAAUCCGCUACCGAUGGCGCCGAAGUUUCGGAGCCGCUCAAGGUUCGCUGGGUGGAGGCCUACUUCCCCUUCACGUCCCCUUCCUGGGAGCUCGAGGUCUGGUGGCAGGGCGAGUGGCUCGAAGUCCUCGGCUCGGGCAUCGUGUCGCAGCCGAUCCUCGACAAUGCAUCCGUGCCUGACCGCGUCGGCUGGGCGUUUGGCCUAGGUCUCGAGCGCAUCGCCAUGCUGCUGUACGGCAUCCCCGACAUCCGCCUGUUUUGGAGCAAGGACAGUCGUUUCCUGUCGCAGUUCAGUGAGGCGGGACCGCUGCGCACCUUCGUCCCGUUCAGCAAGUUCCCCGCGUGCUUCAAAGACGUCUCAUUCUGGCUCGCUGCGGACAAGGGGCCACGGUCCUUCCACGAAAAUGACGUCAUGGAGAUUGCGCGCGAGGUGUGCGGCGACCUCGUCGAAGACGUGCGGCUCGUGGAUGAGUUUGAGCAUCCCAAGACCGCCCGCAGGAGCUUGUGCUACCGCGUCAACUACCGCAGUCUGGAGCGCACGCUGACAAACGAGGAGACGAACACGCUACACGAGAAGCUGCGGACGCUGCUGGUCGCGCGACUGGGCGUGGAGCUGCGGUAG
Didymella exigua CBS 183.55 is the source of this 1401-nucleotide messenger RNA. RefSeq names its product phenylalanyl-tRNA synthetase mitochondrial precursor. The transcript is spliced from 2 exons. Lineage: Eukaryota; Fungi; Ascomycota; Dothideomycetes; Pleosporales; Didymellaceae. Gene Ontology annotation, biological process: phenylalanyl-tRNA aminoacylation. Gene Ontology annotation, molecular function: tRNA binding; phenylalanine-tRNA ligase activity; ATP binding. The record is from RefSeq and is a predicted model, not a curated record. Bases 1 to 1401 code for a protein of 466 amino acids. Gene Ontology annotation, cellular component: mitochondrion; cytoplasm.